This is a messenger RNA of Myotis lucifugus (little brown bat), 2855 nucleotides long. It is a transcript of the gene ROBO3, whose product is annotated as roundabout guidance receptor 3. Gene Ontology annotation, molecular function: protein binding. NCBI's taxonomy places the organism in Eukaryota, Metazoa, Chordata, Mammalia, Chiroptera, Vespertilionidae. The record is from RefSeq and is a predicted model, not a curated record. Gene Ontology annotation, cellular component: neuron projection.
AUGCUGCGCUACCUGCUCAACGCGCUGCUGCAGAUGAACCUGUUCGCGGACUCCCUGGCCGGGGACGCGUCCAACUCCAGCGAACUGCUCUUCGGCUUCAACGCCUCGGGGGCGGCGCUCAACCACAGCCUGCUGGCCCCGGGCGAGCCUGCUCUCAACGGUAAGCCCCUGCCCCGCGGGGACGUGGGAUCCCGAGUGGGGAUCCGUGGAGGGAAGCUGAUGAUGUCACAUGCACACAAGAGUGAUGCAGGGAUGUACGUGUGUGUGGCCUCCAACAUGGCAGGAGAACGGGAGAGCGGGCCGGCAGAGCUUGUGGUACAGGAGCGCCCCUCGUUCCUGCGGAGACCGGUGAAUCAGGUGGUCCUGGCUGACGCCCCUGCACAUUUCCCCUGUGAGGUGCAAGGGGAUCCCCCCCCUCGGCUACACUGGCGAAAGGAGGAUGGAGAACUGCCCACAGGCAGGUAUGAGAUCCGGAGUGACCACAGCCUUUGGAUUGGGCGCGUGAGGCCUGAAGACGAGGGGACGUACACCUGUGUGGCGGAGAACAGCGUGGGCCGAGUGGAAGCGGCCGGCUCCCUCAGCGUUCACGUCCCACCCCAGCUGGUGACCCAGCCCCAGGACCAGAUGGCAGCCGCUGGAGAGAGCGUGACGUUUCAGUGCGAGACCAAAGGAAACCCCCCACCUGCCAUCUUCUGGCAGAAGGAGGGAAGUCAAGUGCUGCUUUUCCCCAGUCAGUCCCUUCAGCCCGCAGGGCGCUUCUCAGUCUCCCCGAGAGGCCAGCUCAACAUCACUGACGUGCAGAGUGGGGAUGCUGGCUACUAUGUGUGCCAGGCGGUCAGUGUGGCUGGCAGCAUCCUGGCCAAGGCCCUGUUGAAGCGGGCUCUUUGGUCAACAGACAGCAACCCAUCCAGGCCAGUGGAGGACCCGCGGGGAGGCCAGCCGGGACUGGCUGAAGUGGCUGUGCGUCUGCAGGAGCCCAUCGUCCUUGGGCCCCGGACCCUGCAGGUGUCCUGGACUGUAGAUGGCCCAGUCCAGCUGGUGCAAGGUUUCCGGGUGUCUUGGAGGGUAGCAGGUCCUGAUGGGGGAAGCUGGACAGUGCUGGACCUACAGUCCCCAAGCCAGCAGAGUACUGUGCUGAGAGGACUCCCCCCGGGGACCCGCAUUCAGAUCAAGGUGCAAGCCCAAGGCCAGGAGGGGCUGGGUGCUGACAGCCUCUUGGUGGCCAGGAGCACGCCUGAGGAGGCCCCCAGCGGUCCCCCCCAGGCAGUGGCAGUAGCCUUGGGGGGUGAAGGCAACAGCAGUAUCACGGUGUCGUGGGAACCCCCGCUUCCCUCCCAGCAGAAUGGGGUCAUCAAGGAAUACCAGAUCUGGUGCCUGGGGAACGAGAGCCGCUUCCACCUCAACCGGUCCGCGGCGGGCUGGGCGCGCUCCGCGGUGCUGCAGGGGCUGCUUAAGGUUUGGGCGUGUGGGAAGAAGCGACCCGAAGCUGGGAUCUCCCUGUACCUGGCUCAGACGGCCCGGGGCGCGGCCGCCUCCCCCGAGGGUCCUGUCUACAGCACCAUUGACCCAGCUGGGGAGGAGCUGCAGACCUUCCAUGGGGGCUUCCCCAACUCCUCCGGGGACCCGAGCACCUGGAGCCAGUAUGCGCCCCCGGAAUGGAGCCAGGGGGACAGCGGGCCCAGGGCCGGCAAAGCGAAGCUUCUGGGGAAACCUGUGCAGAUGCCCUCUCUCAACUGGCCAGAAGCCCUGCCCCCACCGCCUCCUUCCUGUGAACUGAGCUGCCUCCAGGGGCCUGAGGAGGAGCUGGAGGGCGGCUCUGAGCCAGGAGAGUGGUGCCCCCCGGUGCCCGAGAGGAGCCACCUGGCCGAGCCCAGCUCCAGAGGGUGCUUGGUCCCUGCGUCCCGAGGGGAGACCCCCUCCCCCACACCUUCCUACGGACAGCAGUCCACAGCCACUCUCACCCCUCACUCCCGACCCUCGCAGCCCCUCACUGACAUUCCCAUCUCACAGAUGCCCAGGAGGCUGCCCCUUGAGCCCAGUUCCCCGCUCAGUGUGUCCCAGCCCGCUCUGAACAGCCACGAGGGGAGGCCUGCUGGCCCCGGGGCUGGCCCCACAGCCGCCUAUCACUUCAGCGCCAGCCCUGUCCCUAGCACCGCCAGCAGUGCCCCAGGGAGAACCCGGCAGGCGCCGAGGGAGAUGACUCCGCCACUUCAAGGGCCCCACGCCCAUCGGAAGAAACCCAAGGCCGUGCCCUAUCGGCGGGAGCACAGUCCUGGGGACUUGCCCCCACCGCCCUUGCCGCCACCAGAGGAAGAGACGGGCUGGGCCUCAGGGCUGAGAGCAGCAGGCAGCAUGUCCUCCUUGGAACGGGAGCGCAGCGGGGAGAGAAGAGGGGGGCAGGGGGGGCCCCUGGGGACCCAUCGGGGACCCCUCCCGGAUGAAGAGGCCUGGCUCCCUUACAGCCGACCAAGCUUCCUGUCCCGGGGCCAGGCCGCCAGCACCUGCUCCACCGCCAGCAACUCUUCCAGGGGCUCCGGCAGCUCUCGGGGCUCCCGGGGCCCUGGCCGGAGCCGGAGCCGGAGCCGCAGCCAGAGCCAGAGCCAAAGGCCAGGACGGAAAUGCCGAGAGGAGCCAAGAUAACGCUUGAUGGAGAAUCAGCAGUUCCGUGGGGGAAAGGCUUGUCCCGGGCCAGGAGCCCGGAUGGGAGCCCCUCCCUUGGUCAAUGAGGGGGUGCAAAGAGGAGCAGGAGGGGUCUCUUCCUUCCGGCAGUGAUAGUGGGGCUCCCUGAGGACCGGCUGAGAAGCCGGGGAGACAGCUCUUCCGUUUCCAUCCUACCUACCUGAGACCCGUUUGUA